AUGAGCAACACUGUAAGCGGUUGGCAAACGUCCUCCUGUAUUUCGGUAUUACUGUCACUAAUUGGCUACCAGCUCUUUAACAUAUUCUCGACAACUUCGGCAUCAACGCUGUCGGCUGUAGAUGAUGCUUCUUCUACUCACUGCUUUAGCUGUGCCUCAACCGCAUAUCUGAGCCUCUGGAAUCAACUAAUGCACCAUUACUUCCCGCCCAAAAAUUUUACGGAUCGAUGCUGGGAGCCGGAUUCGGAGAUCGGAACAGUGCAGUGCCGAAGUUCAUGCUUCAUUCUGCUCGAGGAAAUCUACGAACAUUGUGAGUAA
Messenger RNA from Gongylonema pulchrum, 318 nucleotides. The record is from the annotation of a GenBank genome assembly. Lineage: Eukaryota; Metazoa; Nematoda; Chromadorea; Rhabditida; Gongylonematidae.